Messenger RNA from Vigna angularis (adzuki bean), 1241 nucleotides. RefSeq names its product protein Iojap, chloroplastic. Gene Ontology annotation, biological process: negative regulation of ribosome biogenesis; negative regulation of translation. Gene Ontology annotation, molecular function: ribosomal large subunit binding. The transcript has 5 exons. The record is from RefSeq and is a predicted model, not a curated record. NCBI's taxonomy places the organism in Eukaryota, Viridiplantae, Streptophyta, Magnoliopsida, Fabales, Fabaceae. Bases 63 to 782 code for a protein of 239 amino acids.
AGCCGGGCUCAUUUCAUUUCCCUAUCCUUCUGUUUCCUAAAUAUCUCUUUUCGCAGCGACAAAUGCUACCAUCAUCCACUGCCCUGUCUCUCGCCGGUGCCGGCAUCGUGCUGACGGUGAAUUUUUCCGGCAAACUGGUUCAUCUGGAAGCCAAGUGUUCUCCCAGACCCAGAAUGGUUUUCAGCCGUUGGUGCAUAAAGGAUCUUUCUUCACAGCAACACACCAUCAAUGGUUUCAAGUCCAUUAAGCGAAACUCACUGUCGAGCUUCGCAUUCGGUAGAAAAGCCGAAGACAGCUUUUUCUCGGAUGUAAAUGAAGACACAGAUGAAAUGUAUGAAGAUUUAAUUAAUAAUUAUGGAAAAGUGGUAUUUAGUAGAAAAGACAAAAAGCCUGCUAGCGCAGAGAUUGACGAUGAUGCUGAAAGCCUGUCAUUUGCUGUGGAAUUGGCUUCGGUUGCAAGUGAGGUUAAGGCAGCAGAUAUAAAGGUCUUGUUUGUGAAGCCACUUGUUUACUGGACCCGAUUUUUUAUCAUAGCUACAGCAUUUUCUCGUCCCCAGAUUGAUGCUAUCGGGUCCAGGAUGAGAGAUCGAGCUGAGAAGAAAUAUGGAAAAAUUCCAACAGGAGAUACAAAGCCUAACUCAUGGACCCUGUUGGACUUCGGUGAUGUUGUUGUUCACAUCUUCCUUCCCUCACAGAGAACUUUCUACAAUUUGGAAGAGUUUUAUGGUAAUGCAACACCAGUAGAGCUUCCUUUUGAAAAUCAACCACCAUUUCUUAGUUGACAGCACCUUUUGUUUGCCGGCAAUUGAAAAAACUCAAGAUGAUCAAGACAUUUAUAAUGACCAGCUUUCAGAAGUCUAUCAAUCACUGCCAGCUUUGGUUUGUUUACAUGAGUAUGAUGUAGGCCUUCCAAUAUGCUUAUCAGCAGGAGAAUUUGAGCUUUCCUUUAGCUGGGAUGGGAGUGGAGAAUCACUCAAUGGGGAAGCGAAAAGGCACAAUUUCAUUGCAUUCAGAAGUCUCUUUUUCUGAAUUUUUACAUUAGAGUGGUAAUUCCUAUUAAAAAUCUUUAGCAAAUGGGUAUAGAGGACAAAUUGUUGAAGUCCGUCUUGAAAUUCGAUUUCCGUUAGUUUGAAUUAGGUGGGUUUUGUGAAAUCAUGUAUUCUUUUUCUUCCAUAUUUAAAACAAGAGAAAGAGGACAAGAAAACGAUGAUUCAAAGGAACCUUUUGCUCUCUUCUUUUCC